CCUGAGCUGCUAACCUUGCCGAGUGGUGUGCAGGCCCCUGUGGACUCACCGUGUGUCCCUUGGCCCCUGACAGCAGGUGUGCAAUGGGGCGACGACAAGACCGAGACGCUCCUGGCCAUCCUCUUGGAUGGUCAACAUCAUGAGAAACUCGAGACUCGUCAGCACAGCCAGACCUACAGGGCGGUGGCAGAACAACUGUGGGAGCAGGGCUUUCUGCGCACGCCAGAGCAGUGUCGCACCAAGUUCAACAGCCUGUGGUCGAGGUACCACAAGGUGAGGCCAGGCCGUGUGCCUGAGCUUUCUGUCCUUAAUGAGGAAGUGGAUGCCGUGUCCGGCUCCUGGGCCUCUGCACCCAAGGUGGCAAGCCGUGCUGUUCCUGGCCAAGAGGGAAGGGCUGCGGAGUCUGGAGAGCGGAGUCAGCAGAAUGGGGAGCCCACAGAGGUCGGAGAAGGGGUCUGGGCCGAUGGUGCAGCCGGGGAUGAAGAGGACUUCCGGGAUCCUAGCUGGGAAGGUGGGAGACUUGACCUGCCAGUCUUGUUCCCACCCAGAGCUGGUCUUGAGAUCAAGAACAAAGCUAAAAAAGAGAAUCAGAAAUGGGAUGAUUCAGGGCAAGCAGAAGUGACGAAGGCUCUAUGGAGAGAGUCUAGUGAAAUUUUUUGGCACCCUGAGCCCAAGAGAGGCCAGAAGGGUGAGCCUGAGCCAAGAGAGCAACGUAGAUGUUCUCCAGGGGAGCAUGAGGGGAGACCUCCGUCCGAGGACAGGAGGACUCAGCAGACACUCCGUGCCGGGGAGGCGGCUUGUGCACAUGUCCUGAGUGGGGGAGACUGCUCUCAGGGCUCUCCCUGUCACCAUCAGCCAGUCCCUGAACUGAAAAAAACAUCUAAGUGCCAGCAGUGUGGGAAAAGCUUUAGCCAAGGUUCUUACCUCAUUCGGCACAUCCACACAGGAGAGAAGCCUCACAAGUGCAGUGAAUGUGGGAAUGGCUUCAGUGAGCAUUCCAACCUCACUGCCCACAUAAGGAUGCACACGGGGGAGAGACUCUACCACUGUGGGCAAUGUGGGAAAAGCUUCAACCAGAGCUCCAGCCUCAUUGUCCACCAGAGGACCCACACCCGGGAGAAGCCUUAUCAGUGCACUGUUUUUGGGAAGAGAUUCAACAACAGCUCUCAGUUCAGCGCCUACUGGCAAGUCCACACCCAGCAGAGGCCCCACCCCUGUGCGCACUGUGGGAAAAGCUUCAACAACAGCUCCCGCAUCUGUGCCCACCAGGAGACACACUGGGGGGAAGCUGUACACGUGGUCUCGGUGUGAGAAAAUCUUCCCCAAAAACCCUGUCCUCAUCCACCAUCGGGGGUCACACAGAGAAGAUACACUCACACCCCAAGAAGAGACACAUGCUUCAAGGGUGUAGGAAAGCCAAAAGAUCAAUUCCCUAGUGUGAGUCUCUCCUGAAAGCUUCCAUCGGCUUGUGGAGGCCUCUGCCAGCCAGUCCAUGGCUCAGCAGGGACUUACAAGUGGAUCUCAAGAACCACAGCAGGAAGAGGAAUCAGCAUAAGGGUGCCGAGCUCUCUUUCUAGGUCUGCCUGUGACCCACAGUCCUGUGUCACCAGGGCUUCCAUCUGCUUUGAACACAGGAUCCAAAGUCCUGCCAGGAAACGAGGGCAAUCUUGUUCUGAACAGAGAAUGGGUGGCUAGUGGUCUGGGAACUGUUUCUGGGGCAGGUCAGAGAAAAAAUUUUCCCUCAUGGGAAGCACAUCUGGAAGUAAAUGACCUCUAGGCAC
Messenger RNA from Ailuropoda melanoleuca (giant panda), 1781 nucleotides. RefSeq names its product zinc finger and SCAN domain containing 32 (gene ZSCAN32). The record is from RefSeq and is a predicted model, not a curated record. Gene Ontology annotation, molecular function: DNA-binding transcription factor activity, RNA polymerase II-specific; RNA polymerase II cis-regulatory region sequence-specific DNA binding. NCBI's taxonomy places the organism in Eukaryota, Metazoa, Chordata, Mammalia, Carnivora, Ursidae. Gene Ontology annotation, biological process: regulation of transcription by RNA polymerase II.